Molecule: messenger RNA, 4214 nt
Organism: Echinops telfairi (small Madagascar hedgehog)
Lineage: Eukaryota; Metazoa; Chordata; Mammalia; Afrosoricida; Tenrecidae
Gene: SEMA4D
Product: semaphorin 4D
Exons: 14
Coding region: 209-2779 (856 amino acids)
Biological process (GO): negative chemotaxis; negative regulation of transcription by RNA polymerase II; semaphorin-plexin signaling pathway
Molecular function (GO): semaphorin receptor binding; chemorepellent activity
Source: RefSeq, a predicted model, not a curated record
CAUUUUCCCCAAAGACAAUUCAGAGCAUCCCAUUUGUACACCACGUGGCCGUUGAGACCUACGCUAACAAGAGUGUCUCCCUCUAGCCUGGAGGGUUGGAGAAUGAAGGUCCUAGGGGGACGUGCUCUGCUCCAACUCCGUGCUGAGUGGCUAGUCACAUCAUCAGGGCACUGAACAGCCUCCCAUCCCUGCAGCCCACACCUGCCCUAUGAGGAUGAGUGUCACCACCAGGAGGCUGUUCAUGGCCUUGGUUGUGGUAUUUGGGACAGCCGUGGCAUUUGCACCUGCCCCCAGGAUCACCUGGGCACACAAAGAGGUAGGUCUGGUGCAUUUUCAUGAGCCAGGCAUCUUUAACUACUCAACUUUCCUGCUUAGUGAGCACGAGGACACCCUGUACGUGGGCGCCCGGGAGGCCGUCUUUGCUCUGAAUGCCCUUUAUAUCGCUGAGAAGCAGCACGAGGUAUAUUGGAAGGUCUCUGAAGACAAAAAAGCAAAAUGUGUUGAAAAAGGAAAAUCAAAACAGACAGAAUGCCUGAAUUACAUCCGGGUGCUACAACCACUUGAUGCCAACACUCUUUAUGUGUGUGGAACAAAUGCAUUCCAACCAAUCUGUGACUACCUGCUAAAAGAUUCACCAGCAAUUGCUAGUUAUCAUCUAACGUGUGCUCUCCAGUUCCUGCUCAAAUUGCCUAAUGGAGAGCUUUACUCCGGCACAUCAUAUAACUUUUUGGGAAGUGAACCCAUCAUCUCCCGCCAUUCUUCCCAAAGUCCGCUGAGAACAGAGUAUGCAAUACCUUGGCUUAAUGAGCCCAGCUUUGUCUUCGUAGAUGUCAUACGAAGACACUUCAGUGACACAGAGGUUGAGGAUGACAAGGUGUACUUCUUCUUCAUGGAGGUAUCUGUGGAAUAUGAGUUUGUUUUUAAGCUGAUGAUCCCAAGGAUAGCGAGAGUAUGCAAGGGUGACCAGGGCGGACUGAGGACAUUGCAAAAAAAGUGGACCUCCUUCCUAAAGGCCCGGUUGAUUUGCUCCAAACCAGAUAGCAACCUCGUCUUCAACAUGCUGCAGGAUGUGUUUGUUCUCCGAGGCCCCUGGCUGAAGGAGCCUGUCUUCUACGCUGUCUUCACCCCACAACUGAACAACAUGGGCCUGUCAGCAGUGUGUGCCUACAACCUGUCUACGGUGGAGGAGGUCUUCUCUCGAGGGAAAUACAUGCAGAGCACCAUGGUAGAGCAGUCCCAUACCAAGUGGGUACGCUACAAUGGGGCAGUACCCAGGCCACGGCCUGGAGCGUGCAUCAACAGUGAGGCCAGGGCAGCCAACUUUACCAGCUCCCUGAACUUACCUGACAAGACGCUGCAGUUCGUGAAAGACCACCCUCUAAUGGAUGACUCCAUCAUGCCAUAUGAGGGCAAGCCUCUGCUAAUUAAGAAGGAUGUGAACUACACUCAGAUUGUGGUGGACAGGGUGCAGGCUCUGGACGGGACCAUCUAUGAUGUGAUGUUUAUCAGCACAGACAAAGGUGCCCUGCACAAAGCCAUCAGCCUGGAAAACAGCAUGCACAUCAUCGAGGAGACACAACUGUUCCAGGACUUUGCGCCAGUCCGGGCCCUACUGCUAUCUUCAAAAAAGGGCAAAAAGUUUGUCUAUGCUGGCUCUAACUCAGGCAUGAUCCAGGGUGCUGUGGCCUUCUGUGGGAAGCACAUCACAUGUGUGGACUGUGUGUUAGCACGGGACCCCUACUGUGCCUGGAGUCCACAUGUUGCCACGUGUGUUGCGCUGCACCAGGAACCCAUACCUGGCAGGGAUUUGAUUCAGAACAUGAGUGGUGAUGUCUCUGCCUGCCCUGAUAGAGUUAAGGAAAGUUACUGGCAGCAUUUUUUCAAGCAUGGUGGUACAGCAGAGCUCAGAUGUUCCCAGAAGUCCAACUUGGCUCAAGUGGUAUGGAAGUUCCAGAACAGUGUGUUAAAUGCUAACAACUCUACUAAGUACAUUUUGGUGGGCAGGGACAACCUGCUGAUCUUUAAUUUGUCCAAAGAAGACAGUGGGGUUUACCAGUGUCUGUCAGAAGAAACAGUGAAUAAUAAGACGGUUUCACAAUUGCUUGCUAAACAUGUUUUGGAAGUGAAGUUGAUCUUGCACACGCCAGCAGCUCCCACCCUUUCAGCAAUUCAAACAGAAGGUAGUAAAUUUGGCCCCGAAGUGUUGGCAGAGGCCACUCUAGGGACUUCUCCUCAGAUGCCCACUGUGCGGAUCACUACACUUAGAGCUGUGAUGACCCCACCCUCCCACCUUGUGCCAACAAGCACUCCCUGCCAACCAAAGAUUGUCAUCAACACAAUCCCACAAAUCCACUCUGAGAAGACCAUGUAUCUCAAGUCCAGUGACAACCGCCUCCUCAUGUUUCUUUUCCUCUUCUUCUUUGCACUGUUCCUCUGUCUCUUUUCCUACAACUGCUACAAAGGCUACCUGCCUGGACAGUGUUUAAAAUUCCGCGCCAUUAUGUUACUGGGAAAGAAAAAGCCCAAAUCGGAUUUUUCUGAUUGUGAGCAGAAUGUGAAGGAAACAUUGGUGGCGCAGGGGAGCUUCUCUCAGCAAUAUGGAGAACAGCCCAAACUGGCUCUGGACACAGGCUAUGAGACUGAGCAGGACACCAUCACCAGCAAGCUCCCCACCGACCCAGAGGACUCCCAGAGGAUGGAUGAGCUUUCUGCCAAGGACAAACCAUUUGAUGUCAAGUGCGAGCUGAAGUACGCGGACUCCGACGUCGAUGGAGACUGAGAAGCCAGCCAUUUCUCUUCCCCAGAUGCCUGGUUAAGUUAUCCUGGCUGGCUGGCUGAGCAAGGACCCAUCAAGUUGUAAGGCGGUCCAUCCACACAUGGGUACCUCUUGUACUCUACCAAACAGCCAUCCCAUCAGGCCCCACCUUGCUUAGGGAAGAUCCCUCAAGCAAGCCUCCAGUCGUGUUUUCUUGUCUGUCUGUUGGGUUGAGAUUAUGACUCGGUUUCUCUUUGCCUCUUUGGGAAGCGGCAGGCAGCGUGACGCCCUGGUCCUGCAUGCCUCAGGUGGCCACAGUGCUUGAAACUGCACCUGCUGGUAGAGCCACCAGUCCAUCUGAGGUCUGGCUUUCAUUGGGAAGGACACAAAUGCAAUCAAGUUUAAUGCCAAUCCCUCCUUCUCAUUGCAGCCAUUAACAUACAGUUUAAUUCCAGAGUGGAAGUAACAUUUUAGCUUAUACGUUUGGUAACAUACAGCAUGAACUUUUUCUUGCAGUUUUUUUUUAAAUUUUGCUUUCAUUAAGUGUUUUAGCUAAUUUUUUUUUUAAUUAUUGAAGCAGAUACAAAUUUUUCUUCUCCAUCAUUAUGUAUUAUAACAAGUAUGGCUUAAAUUGUUAAUGAUUCUCAGGGAUAAACUUACUUUUGCUAAAUGUGUUCUUUGUGCUUUUAGAAGUAUAAACCCAAACUGUCUCCGGAACACUUUUUUCCCUUCAUUUCUUGUGGGAAAUGUUGGCUUUCGGAAAAGUUUUCUGUAUUUUUUUUCUUUAUUCUUUUUCAAAACUUUCUGAAGAGGAGAAAGCAGCCGAGGACUACCACACAUUCAAACAAUGAGUUUAGGGUUCUGAGCUGGGAGGAUGGCCGUGUGGGCCCCAGUGAAGCGCAGUCAGGUUGACACUGGCUGCACGUUGAGCCAGUGCAUUACAAUUGGCUGUACACGGUCACUGGCUGCGACCUCCUGGCCACAAAGCAGAGGGAGGGCUUCUCUGGCUCUCUGAACAUCUCCUUUGAUGUGAUCUCAUAUCCACUCCCUGUCCAAAUGUACUGCUUGUGCUCCUCCACAGCUGGAAAUGGCCUGCGCGAUGGUAGAUAGAAGGCCUCUACCGCAGGUUUGGGACAGACUGUUCACCAUGCCAGACCUGCCUCGAGCAGUGAAGUUGAAGUAGGUGGUACAGUGCCACCAUUUGCUUGUUACCUAUCACUGUCCUCCCUCCCUGCCUCCAAGUCUUUGUAAAUACCAUCCGAAGAGAUUUUCUUCCAGGGCAAAGAAAAAGAACUCUGGAUUUGUGUGCCUGUGUAGUCAGUCUUACCUUCCAGCAUAUGAUUGGACCAUUUUGAUGUAAACAUUUGUGUUUUAUAAGAUUUACUUUGUUUUUAUUUUUCUACUUUGAUGUGUAUAGAUAUGAGAAGGAACUGAAUAAAUAAGAAUCAUAUAUCCUCAA